AAACCCUAACAACCAGAGAAACACCAUACGGCUCUCUAUCCUCUCUUUCCCUCUGCACGUGUACCCUCUCGAACUUCAAGGCCCAUCACCCUCUUCUCCACCGUCCGAUCAACCCCACACGUGUCUAUCAACGUCCAGUUUCGUUUCACCACCCACUAUACCUGCCAACAUUUGCCGUUUGCUCCUCAUUACGUUGAAUUCAUGCCAAUGGAGACGGAGUUAAUCGAGCUAUUUGAAGCGGCGAAGAAGGCGGCAGACGCCGCCGUGGGUGGUGGCGAUGGUGGGGUGGAUUUGUCGCCGGAGGAAGAUCGGUGUCUUGAUGCGUUGAAGACGUUGAAGAAGUUUCCGGUGAAUUACCAGAUUCUUGUUUCUACACAGGUGGGAAAACGUCUUCGCCAACUAACAAAACAUCCAAGAAAAAAGAUCCAAUCAGUUGCUUCCGAACUGGUCGAGAUUUGGAAAAGUAUAAUCCUUCAAGAAACCUUAAAGAACAAGAAAAAUGGAAACUUGGACAUCAAGGAAUCUCCAAAAGGACCAAAACCCGAUCACAAAUCAGAGAUGCUGGAAAAGAAAGCUCAGAGGACGAAUUCCGUCAAGGUUGAAAAGACAGAAGCCACAAAAGUAGAGAAACAUGGUUCUGAAAAGAAGGUGGUUAAUGUUGUCAAAACCGAAAAGAAACCUACGACAAAUGAUGUUUCUGUUUCUCCGAUGAAGCUGAGUUCUCUCGUUUACUGUAAGGAUCCCGUUCGCGACAAAAUUCGAGAACUUCUCGCAGACGCGUUAUGCAAAGUUGCAGGGGAGGUUGACGAUGAUGAAUCAAGGGAUAAAGUGACCGCUAGUGACCCUUACAGGAUUGCGGUAUCUGUUGAGUCAGCAAUGUUUGAAAAAUGGGGAAAGUCUAACGGAACCCAGAAGUUUAAAUACCGAUCGAUAAUGUUUAAUGUCAAGGAUCCGAAGAAUCCGGAUUUCAGAAGAAAAAUACUUUUUGGAGAACUGAAGCCCGAGAGGAUUGUGGAGUUAACGCCUGAAGAAAUGGCGAGCACCGAGCGGCAAAUGCAGAAUGUGAAAAUAAAAGAGAAGGCGUUGUUUGAGUGUGAGCGUGGGGGGCCACCGAAGGCCACCACUGAUCAGUUCAAAUGUGGGCGGUGUGGGAAGCGGAAGUGCACUUAUUACCAGUUGCAGACUCGGAGCGCUGAUGAACCGAUGACGACGUUUGUAACGUGUGUGAACUGUGAUAAUCACUGGAAGUUCUGUUAAGUGGUUGGGUAAUUAGUAAUUUGACAUCAGAAGCUGCGGCGGUGAAUUGCUUUUCACUUGUGUGUCGGCGGUUAAUCUCAGGUCAGGUUAGGUGUUGAGGUAGUUUUAUUCUUUCAUUUUAAGUUUUUUUUUUUUUUUCGUUGAUGUUAGAUGUAGGAGUUGGUCGUGGUUUAAAGAAAUUGUUUAACAUUUAGUUCUGUUGAAUCAUCGUUCAUUUGAUUUUAGUAAUUCUGUGUUGUU
Molecule: messenger RNA, 1497 nt
Organism: Helianthus annuus (common sunflower)
Lineage: Eukaryota; Viridiplantae; Streptophyta; Magnoliopsida; Asterales; Asteraceae
Product: transcription elongation factor TFIIS
Exons: 2
Coding region: 202-1257 (351 amino acids)
Biological process (GO): DNA-templated transcription; transcription elongation by RNA polymerase II
Cellular component (GO): nucleus
Molecular function (GO): nucleic acid binding; zinc ion binding
Source: RefSeq, a predicted model, not a curated record